CAAAGUGAACUUUAGGAUUGUCUGACUAAUUAGAAAGGAAGGGCAAAGUGAGCUGGGUACUGAUGACAAUGGGGUCAAAUGUAAUAACAGUACUGCACCUUCUUUGGUCAAGUGAGUAUGUAGAUAUGUUGCUUUUCAAUGAUAAACAUUUGAAAUUUACAUAAUAUUGUAAUGAAAUAUUACAAAACAUUUACUGACAUUUCUCCUAAAUCAGCUUCUAUUUUAUUUUAUUUUAUUUUAUUUUUAGUUUCUUCUUUUUGGUAGCGUGAGAGUUGUGUCAGCUGACAGAAGAGAUGGAUGAAGCCAAUCACUCUACGGUAUAUGAGUUUGUGUUCCUGGGACUUUCCAAUUCCUGGGAAAUCCAGCUCCUCCUAUUUUUCUUUUCCUCUAUGUUCUACUUGGCCAGCCUGAUGGGAAACCUCCUCAUUGUGCUAGCUGUGACCUCUGAUGCUCGUUUACAGUCUCCCAUGUACUUUCUACUGGCCAACCUUUCCAUCAUUGACUUGAUAUUCUGUUCUUCCACAACGCCCAAGAUGAUCUACGAUCUUUUAAGAAAGCACAAAACCAUCUCUUUUGCAGGCUGUAUCACUCAAAUCUUUUUUAUCCAUGCAGUUGGGGGCACUGAGAUGGUGCCCCUCAUAGCCAUGGCCUUUGACAGGUAUAUUGCCAUAUGUAAGCCUCUCCAUUACCUAACCAUCAUGAGCCCAUUCAGAUGCGUUUUAUUUUUAGUUACUUCCUGGAUGAUUGGCAUUAUUCAUUCAGUGACUCAGUUGGCUUUUGUUGUAGACUUGCCUUUCUGUGGGCCUAAUGAAUUAGACAGCUUUUUUUGUGACCUUCCUCGAUUUAUUAAACUUGCUUGCACAGAGACUUAUGCAUUGGGAUUCAUGGUUACUGCAAAUAGUGGCUUUAUUUCUGUGAUCACCUUUUUAAUUCUGAUCAUCUCUUAUGUUUUUAUUUUGGUGACUGUUCAGAAAACAUCUUCAGUUAGCAUAUCCAAGGCCGUCUCCACUCUGUCAGCUCAUGUUGCUGUGGUGGUUCUAUUCUUUGGGCCACUGAUCUUUUUCUAUAUAUGGCCAUUUCCCAUAUCACAUAUGGAUAAGUUUCUUGCCAUCUUUGAUGCAGUUAUCACUCCUUUUCUAAAUCCAGUCAUCUACACUUUUAGGAAUAAAGAGAUGAAGGUAGCAAUAAAGAGACUAUGCACUCAGUUUAUAAAGUACAGUGAAAUAUCUUAA
Molecule: messenger RNA, 1232 nt
Organism: Erinaceus europaeus (western European hedgehog)
Lineage: Eukaryota; Metazoa; Chordata; Mammalia; Eulipotyphla; Erinaceidae
Product: olfactory receptor 4F6-like
Exons: 1
Coding region: 294-1232 (312 amino acids)
Biological process (GO): G protein-coupled receptor signaling pathway
Cellular component (GO): membrane
Molecular function (GO): G protein-coupled receptor activity; olfactory receptor activity
Source: RefSeq, a predicted model, not a curated record